CAGUCAGCUUCACCUCUCACACAGAAACAGGAACUCCUUCAGCUGCUCCUGGAGGAGCAGCAGGAGGCUCACUGACAACUACCAGCACACAUGAAGCUUUACGGAGGAAGAGGAGGAGGAGGAGGAGGAGCAGGAGGAGAAGCGCUGCUGCUCCUGCUGCUGUUCGGCCGCUGCUGCUGCACCACCAGCCCCGAACGGAGAGUGUGUCAGGGGAUGAGUAACCAGCUGACUCUGUUGGGGACUCGUGAGGAUCACUAUGACCAGAUGGUGAAGAAGUACUCCAACUGCUCGGUGAUCCUGGACAACCUGGAGGUGACCUACACCCUGGAGCACCAGGACCUGUCCUUCCUCCAGUCCAUCGAGGAAGUGGGCGGCUACGUUCUGAUCGGCAUCAACGAGGCGGCCAUCGUCCCGCUGGUCAACCUGAAGCUGAUCCGAGGUCAGAACCUCUACGAGGACAAGUUCUCCCUGCUGGUCAUCUCCAACUACAAGAAGAACGUCUCGUCACCAAGCCUCAAAUACUCCCACGGACUGAGAGAGCUGAGGCUGAGCAGCCUGACAGAGAUCCUGAGAGGAGGCGUGAAGAUGACCAACAACCCUUUGCUGUGUAACGUUGAGAGCAUCCAGUGGUGGGACGUCCUGGACAGGAGGAGCAACCCCAGCAUGCUGCUGAAGACCGACAGCUUCACGCGCCAAUGUGAGAAGUGUGAUCCAGGGUGUUUUAACGGUUCGUGUUGGGCAGCAGGACCAGAUCACUGCCAGAGAUUCACCAGGUUGCAGUGUGCUGAGCAGUGCAGCAGGAGGUGCCGCGGUCCGAAGCCCAGCGACUGCUGCAACGAACACUGUGCUGCAGGCUGCUCAGGACCCAGAGCUACAGACUGCCUGGCCUGCAGGGACUUUAACGAUGACGGUACCUGUAAGGACACGUGUCCUCCUCAGGUGCUCUACGACCCUAAAACCCACCAGGUGGUCAACAACCCCAAAGCCAAGUUCACCUUCGGGGCGACCUGCGUCAAGGCGUGCCCCCACAACUACGUGGUGACGGAUGGGUCGUGUGUUCGUACCUGCAGCGCUGGAACGUACGAGGUGGAGGAGCAUGGCGUCCACCGCUGCAAGCCGUGUGACGGUCCCUGUCCCAAAUCCUGUGACGGAGUCGGGGUCGGCGAUCUGUUCAACACCAUCGCCAUCAACUCCUCAAACAUUGAAUCCUUCAGGAACUGCACAAAGAUCUACGGGGACGUCUUCUUCAUCGAAACCUCCUUCAUCGGGGACCCACACGACAAAAUCCCUCCCAUGGACCUGGCUAAACUGGAAUACUUCAGGACAGUGAAGGAAAUCACAGGCUUCCUGCUGAUCCAGUCGUGGCCCGAGAAUCUGACGUCUCUGUCGGUGUUUGAGAACCUGGAGAUCAUCAGAGGAAGAACAACACGCGCUCAUCACAGCCUGGCAGUGGUGAAGGCGCAGCACCUCCUCUGGCUGGGCCUUCGCUCUCUGAAGGAGGUGAGCGCCGGCCGGGUGAUGAUGAAGGACAACCCUCAGCUCUGCUACACCCGGGCCUCCCAGUGGUCCCGCCUCUUCAGGUCCAGCGGCCAGACGGCCGUCAUGCGCAACAACGCUGCCCCCGACGUCUGUGAACAGCAGAAUCGAACCUGUGACCUGGAGUGUACCGAGGAGGGCUGCUGGGGUCCAGGUCCCACCAUGUGCGUCUCCUGUCGACACUUCAGCCGUAGGGGGCGCUGUGUGGAGCUCUGCAACCUGCUGCAGGGCGAGCCCAGAGAGGUGGAGGUGAACAGCAGCUGUGUGGAGUGUCACUCCGAGUGUCUGCUGCAGAACGGGACCCCGACCUGCUCCGGACCGGGUCCAGACCAGUGCUCCCAGUGUGCCCACGCUAAAGACGGGCCCCACUGCGUGGACCGAUGCCCCCACGGCGUGCUGGGAGACGGAGACACGCCCAUCUGGAAGUUCCCCGACAGGACGGGGCAGUGCCAGUCCUGCCACCCGAACUGCACCCAGGGGUGUUCUGGUCCUGGACUGUCGGGAUGCACCGGUGCCGCCACUCACUCCACGUUGGCGGUGGGCGUGGUUGGUGGGCUCCUGAUCGCCGUCAUCAUGUCAUUGGUCAUCUUUGUGUUGCUGCGGCGACGACGAAUCAGGAGGAAGAGGACUCUGCGCCGCCUGCUGCAGGAGAGAGAGCUGGUGGAGCCGCUGACUCCGAGCGGCGAAGCUCCAAACCAGGCGCUGCUGAGGAUCCUGAAGGAGACGGAGUUUAAGAAAAUCAGGGUGCUCGGCUCCGGGGCCUUCGGGACCGUCUUCAAGGGUCUGUGGAUCCCUGAAGGAGAGAACGUGAGGAUCCCUGUAGCCAUCAAAGUUCUCAGAGAGGCAACAUCACCUAAAGCCAACAAAGAAAUCCUGGACGAGGCGUAUGUGAUGGCGAGCGUGGAUCACCCUCACGUCUGCCGUCUGCUGGGGAUCUGCCUGACGUCGUCGGUGCAGCUGGUGACUCAGCUGAUGCAGUACGGCUGCCUGCUGGACUACGUCCGCCACCACAGGGACCACAUCGGGCCCCAGUGGCUCCUCAACUGGUGCGUGCAGAUCGCCAAGGGUAUGAACUACCUGGAGGAGCGUCACCUGGUGCACCGGGACCUGGCGGCGAGGAACGUCCUGGUGAAAACUCCGAACCACGUCAAGAUCACUGACUUCGGCCUCGCCAAACUGCUGACGGCCGACGAGAAGGAAUACCACGCUGACGGAGGGAAGGUCCCUAUUAAGUGGAUGGCGUUGGAGUCGAUCCUCCAGUGGACCUACACCCACCAGAGUGACGUGUGGAGCUACGGUGUGACGGUGUGGGAGCUCAUGACGUUCGGCUCCAAACCGUACGACGGCAUCCCGGCCAGCGAGAUCGCCGCCGUGCUGGAGCGAGGAGAGCGGCUGCCCCAGCCCCCCGUCUGCACCAUUGACGUCUACAUGAUCAUGGUGAAAUGCUGGAUGAUCGACCCGUCCAGUCGGCCAACGUUCAGAGAGCUCAUAGUGGAGUUCUCCAAGAUGGCCAGAGACCCAAACAGAUACCUGCUGGUCCAGGGCGAGCUCCCCAGCCCCACGGACAGCAGGUUCUACUCUCGCCUGCUGAGCUCCGACCACAUGGAGGACGUGGUGGACGCAGACGAGUACCUGCUGCCUUACAAAGGACUGGAGGACCAGGACCCCCGGCCCUGCGGCGCCACGAACGGCCUUCCGCUCCGACAGAACAGCAUCGCUCUGCGUUACAUCAGCGAUCCCACUCAGAGCACGCCGGAGAGACACGACUUCACCGGACACGAGUACAUGAACCAGAGUAUGGAUGAAACCAGCCGGAGCAGCGGGCUGUCGGAGGUUCUGAACCCCAACUACGAGGACCUGAGCCUGGGCCGGGGCGCCACCUCGCUGCCCUCCCCGCUGGCCGAUCUGAAGCCUUUGGGCCGAGUUCCAGAGAGACCCGAAUACCUGAACACUGAACAGAACUCGCUCCCGCUGGCCGCCGGCGACAGCCUCGACGACCUGGCGCCCUUCGCCACCACUAACACGACUGGGAACGGACUGUUCCUCCCAGCGGCGGAGAACCUGGAGUACCUGGGUCUGGGUGCUGCGCUGCACGCACCCGUCCGCUAGCGGGCAGCAACAUCCACACACCUGGAACUGAAGCUACGUCUGAUGGAGGCUGCUGACAGGAUGUCAAUGAGCUGUUUUUAUUGUCAAGCGUCCAGGAGGUGCUGACUGAGCAUCUUCAGCCGUUACUGAGGAAGAGCAGAGCCAGACUUUUUAAUCAGGGAUUCAAACCGGCAAACCUGACGAUUCCUGAAACUUCCAUUAGCUGCAUUAACUCGUUUGCUCACAAAGCGGGAAUGUUAGAAACAACCGAGCAGCCAGAAGCAGCAGAGACACAAUUUUCUCAACCAAACAGUGAUUUGAAUCGGUCCGUCCCGGUCCCUCUGGGAGGGACGCUGCAGGACGAGAGAGACAUCAGCAACCUGAUGGAUUCAUGGACAAGAUGGACUCAAUUACAUUUGUCUUCGUUUGUUCUCAGCAUCUGCACAAACUUGGAGGAGAAACAAAAGCAGGACUCAGGCCGUGUCCUAACGAUGCCAGCGUCCGCUUGUUUUGCCGCUUCGAGCGCUGUGAAUCCGUUAAAAUCUCACUUCUACAUCAUGUGACGCGACCAGCACCAAUCAGCUGCUCAGCAUCAGACCGGACACACGACCACUUACAGUACGGCCGAUCGGCCGACUUCUCUCGUCCUGUUGAGACAGAAAAGACACUUUACGUUGUGACUUUUAGCAGAAAUGCCGCCCAAUAAAGAGAAGAGGAGGGAGGCUGUUCAGGUCCCUGGCGCUCUCCCUCCAGCCAGCUGACGCCAUAUUUCUCUUUGUGUAAUGAGAUAAGGAGCUGUCCUACAGAGAACUCUUUAUUUCAGCUUUUGGAAUCAGCCGUUUGGCAUCUCACCACAACACUUCCAGUGCUAGCGUCAGGGAGAAAGAGAAACAUGAGGACUUGUACUUCUUGUAAAAUAUGCCACCCAUCCAAAACUUGCUCUAUAUUUUUAGUCUGGUUUGAACAUUUUAAUUGAAAUAAUCCACAAGUUUUGGCUUCAAAAAUAAAAUUCUGGAUUUGCAGGUUGGACUCACAUGAAUAAAUGUAUUUUACUUGCAGCUGAACAUCUUUUAAUUUCAGUUUUGAUGGUUUUGCUAUAAAGGCACAAAGGUAAAGAGCCCUUAUGUACGGUGGCCCUGAGAGCUCACAGCGUUACAAUUUAAGAAAACAUGCAAAUACACAAAACACAAGCAAACUGAGAAAACAUCUUCAUCAAUUUGACAACACGAGCGCAGCAUUUAGAAAACAAAGACCACAACACAACAGAAGUGUUUCCAGAUGACACUUAAAAGUGAUGCACACGUCUGGACACGCUUGUGAAAUAAUUAUUAUUAUAUUAUUAUUAUGUGACUCUUUAACAAAAGUCUGAAGCUGUGGUUUUAAAGUGUUGACUUGAAGGAGCAGCUGUGUUGAUGAAGACGCUGCAGAGGAGAAUAUCCCGUUUUAUUUUGGUACCAUGUGGGAAGUCUCAGUUCACCUUAAAGACUCUUCAGCUGCCGUCUCUUCACGCUCAAACCUUCUGAUUUCAUGCUGGGAACAUUUUCUAACGUUUCUGUGUGAUAAAUAUGUGUAAAUAUUCACAUAUUUCUCUAUGUGAUGAAUGAAUAAUGUGUUUGUUUUCAUGUUGAAUUGAAGGUUUUCAGGCUGUUUCGUCAGUUCAAUCACAAAACAAGUUCAAUCUCAUCAAAACCAAUGAAAGUUUGUGAGAUCAUGUGACUUGAAACAGCUCGAGUUCAGCUCGGUUUCCUUUUACACGUCUGCUAGUCGGGUGAAUUUGUACACGAGUGUAAAAAGUGUUUUCUUCUCUCUGUGUCGUACGUAAGAAUGAGCCAAAGUGUGUUUCCUGUUGCGACAUACUGACUCCAUCACUGCUUGUUCCCGUCACUGGAAAUGUCCGGAAGCUGAGAGAGCUCUGUGAUUAUUCUUCAGCUUCUCCAGGACAUUAAUUAUUCAUCUCAACAUCACCAAUGGGCCAUAUUUGAGGAUGUGGGAGUCUCCGCUAUGAUGAAGACAUUUUCUAACUGGAAUGUUAGUUGAUGCACGUCUUUAAAAAGCUUUUUUCACCUCAGACAGAAAAAACAAACACGAUUGACUUUUUCACUUUUCGCACUAAUUGAAAACUUGCAUAAAAUAAUGGAAACAACCACUGUUGCAUGAUUUGCUACAAUUGUACUGAAUUAAAACCAUAAAUAUUGUUGCAUGUUUGCACACAUUUGUGCAUUCCACUCCAUCCUGAAAUGAGGAGCCUCUGAUCUUUGACCAAGACCAAAUAUUGAGUGAAAGUUUGGAUUCUGGCUUCAUGAAAUCAUUUCAUUCUUAUCUCAGGAUAACAAUGAUAAAAAUAUGAAUUAUGAAGCAGGACGGCACUCUGUUGAAUGUCACUAAAUGUUGUUUUAUUGUGCAGAAUUUGAGCUUUUAUUGUUGUGAAAUCUUUGUUUUAAAGGGUUCAGCCAACCUGCUGACAGCUCACUCAUUUGUUGGAGAAACAUUAAAGUUUUUUCUGUUUUACUGUUUGAUGAUGACGAGUAUCUGCGUGACAAUUUGCUCCAUUAGAAAAGUUCAUCACAAGUUUCAUUUUGAGCAGGAAAAGAUUUUGCUCCGUCAUCUCAACACGCUGUUGUCCCAGAUUUGAGCCCACAAAUAUGAGUGACUUCCAACAGAAGUUUGACUUUUAACUUGAGUAGAAAAGAGAAACGAUGGUGAACACGAUGUGAAGACAGAAUGAAGGAAACAGAAAAGAGAAAACAACAAAGUGUGAUUGAAUGUGAAACAUUUCUUUACACCUUUAGUUUUCUCUAAAGCCAGUUUAAUGUCCGCUGGAAAUCAUUGACUCUCACCUCGCUGCUUUGAACCUUCACUAAUGUCUUUUUCAAUGUGGACUAAACAAAGUGAGAAUUAAAGGUGCAGUGUGUGAUUGUGGAGUCUCAUUCCCAGGUGGUCAAAUACUGACGCUGACGCUACACAGAGCCAAAGCGUCCGGAUCUGACCACCUGGGAGUUCUGAUGGAAACUCACAUGGAACUGCAUGGACAAAUCAUGGCUCGAUAUUAAGGCACGUUUUCAUUAUUCAGCAUUUCAACAACAACUUGAACUUCAUUGUUCCAAAGAGAAAAAAGCCAGGAGGAACAUAAAGUCAUGAUCAUUUUAUUAGCAAUUAUUUCUCCAUGUGGACUUGUAAUCCUUUCAUAUACAUGAUUAUUAAUACAAAGUAUAGUCUGCAUGUUCAUCACUUCUGGCUGUUUAAAUAGAAAACAUGUCAAAAUGAAACUUUGCACCAAAAUACAGACAGAAUCUGAAGUUUUCUUUGUUACUAGCAAAUAUUCAUCUGUUAUUGUCCAACACUUAUCUGUCACAAGUAUAGGUGCUAACAAGGUGACUUUAUAAAAUAUAUCAAACUAAGUGCAGCGCUCCAUGGUUCCACAGGGUGGAGCUGCAGCAGAAAGCAUUCAUUCAUUCAUUCAUUCAUUCAUUCAUUCUC
Molecule: messenger RNA, 7101 nt
Organism: Centropristis striata (black sea bass)
Lineage: Eukaryota; Metazoa; Chordata; Actinopteri; Perciformes; Serranidae
Product: melanoma receptor tyrosine-protein kinase-like
Exons: 27
Coding region: 91-3645 (1184 amino acids)
Biological process (GO): positive regulation of epithelial cell proliferation; cell surface receptor protein tyrosine kinase signaling pathway; negative regulation of apoptotic process
Cellular component (GO): signaling receptor complex; basal plasma membrane
Molecular function (GO): epidermal growth factor receptor activity; epidermal growth factor binding; ATP binding
Source: RefSeq, a predicted model, not a curated record